This is a messenger RNA of Mucor mucedo, 819 nucleotides long. RefSeq lists its product as uncharacterized. NCBI's taxonomy places the organism in Eukaryota, Fungi, Mucoromycota, Mucoromycetes, Mucorales, Mucoraceae. The record is from RefSeq and is a predicted model, not a curated record. The transcript is spliced from 8 exons. Bases 317 to 577 code for a protein of 86 amino acids.
GGCUAGUCUUUGCUAUAGGAGGGCGACCUCUUAGGCAGAGUUCUUGAGUUUUUGGAACUCACGAACUGUGAAUAGCAGGGAUGCAUUUUAAGUAGGUGCAAACAUACUGGCCUGCUGAUCUUCUGGCCAGAAUUUCUAAAAUUCUGUCAGUUAAAGAGCGUCUCGCUUUAUCCUCAAUUGAAAUAUCAAAUCAAGCAAAGCUAUUCAAUACCAACUAUCUAGUAACAGCUAUGCUUUGAUCAAACAUUGGAAGAAGGCUCUUAAUGACAAAGAGGAGGUGUUUUUACAACAACCUUCUCCUACAAACAGAGAAGAAAUGGCAAUCGCCAACAUUCUGUCUACCUUGUUUUUAUUCGACAAUGAAUCAACGAGAAAAACCGGCAGAUCUGUUCGAUACAAGUAUAAACAGUCUGAAAUAGACUUUAUUAUCAAGUUUGUCUCCGUUCUGAUUCAAAACACCUUUUCCUCCAGCAACAGAAUCUCUAUUGAUUGGGAUACCUCUUCUUUUGCGUUGCUAGAAGAAGCGCCUAAGGGAGUAUCUUACCACACGCCCGGAUAUCAUAAUGAUUUAUUAUAAAGAAUUGAUAGACAUCGACAGAGCAAGAAUGGCUGAAAUUUGCAAAAGGCAAUUACACCUUCGCCUUCAAAAAAGUUCAUCCACCAAAGAACACUGUGCAUUUGGAAUACUUGUUGGAGGAAUGAUGUCGGAACUUACAAAGCUGGAACUUGACAAUGGAAAAUACAAUUAUUCAAUUCUGAAGACAAUUGAAAUUCCAGGACGAAAAGAAGCCUAUGAAUCAAUUGAAAAAAUAUUUGAAA